AUGAGCAAGGCAGCAGAGCAGAAGCUGGCUUUGGCCACAGUGGACGUCGAAGCCAGAUCAUCCGACUCUGCGGAGAGCUCGCAAGAACUCCUUGUGAAGCCGAUCUCGACGUGGAAAGGCUACGUAUGGGAUACAUGGGAGCUCCCCAAAGAAGAACGAUGGCUAUUGUUCAAGGUCGACGCCUUUGUGUUGACCUUUGCUUCGAUCGGCUACUUCCUCAAGAAUCUUGACCAAUACAACGUCAACAAUGCAUUCCUGAGUGGCGUGGAGGAGGAUCUUUCGAUGUACGGAAACCAACUUGUGACGAGCACGUCGAUCUGGACCGUGGGCUAUGUUGUGGGCCAGAUUCCAUCGAAUCUGCUCUUGACGAGGCUGUCGCCCCGGAUCGUCAUCCCGACGCUCGAGCUGGGUUGGGGAGUCGCGACGAUGGCCACAUCCUCCGUGCAAUCUUACAAGUCGCUUUAUGCUCUGAGAUUCCUGGUGGGCUUGUUUGAAUCUGGUUUCUAUCCCGGUAUCCAUUAUCUGCUUGGUAGCUGGUACACUCCACGUGAACUCGGCAAGCGCGCCAUGAUAUUCUGGCUGGCCGGUUCAAUGGGGCAGCUCUUCAGCGGGUUUCUGCAGGCUGCAGCAUAUACUGGCCUCAACGGUGUCCACGGCCGAGCAGGCUGGCGGUGGCUGUUCAUCAUCGACGGCAUCAUCACGCUUCCUCUCGCGGUCACCGGCUUUAUUUUCUUCCCGAACCUGCCGCAAGAGGACAAUAAAACGUGGUGGACGACGCAGGCGGAGCAUGAGCUUUCAGUCAGGCGCAUGAAGGCGAUCGGCCGCGCUGGGAGGGAGCCCUGGACGUGGCCCAAAUUCAAGAGGCUUCUGUUCAGCUGGCAUACAUAUGUUCUCCCCAUGCUGUAUGUCAUCUGGAACAACGGAGGAUAUCAGCCAGCCAUGGGCUACUGGCUGAAGAGCUUCGACAAGAAACCUUACCCAGUCCCAGGCACGUAUUUCACAAUUCCGCAAAUCAACUAUCUGCCCAACGUAACAAUCGGUAUCUUCAUUGGCAUGUCGUUCGUAUGGGGAUGGCUUUCCGACGGGCCCCUUCGAGGUCGGCGUUGGCCUUUCAUCUACGCGGGUGCCUUUAUUACCUUGAUAUUUAGCGUCGUUCUACGCCAAAUGCCGCUCUACACCGACGUCCACGGCCGAAAGGUCGUGUAUUGGCUCAGCCAGAUCGGGUUCGGAGCUGGCCCGCUCAUCCUGAGCUGGAUCAACGAAAUCUGCUCGAGCGACACUGAAAAGAGGGCGUUGCUGGUGGCGGCAGGCAAUGACUUUGCCUAUGUCGUUCAAGCCGUAGCGCCCAACUUCGUUUGGAAGACUGUCGACUUUCCGGCCGCAAGAAAGGGUUAUACGUGGUCCCUUAUCCUCCAGGUUCUUCUCAUCCUGUGGACAGCUCUCAUUCAACUCCUGCUUUGGCGAGAUGGCCGGAUUGACGGAAAACGCAGGGUUAUUGACGUCGCUGGGUCUGAAGCAGAAAGCUCAGCCGGAAGGAAAGCGCCUGCUGAAGCAGACAGGAAACGGAUCAGCUUUGACGCUGCUGCGAUUGCGCCUGCGGCAGGGCCUAUCAGUCAAUAG
Messenger RNA from Cladophialophora immunda, 1620 nucleotides. RefSeq lists its product as uncharacterized. The record is from RefSeq and is a predicted model, not a curated record. Gene Ontology annotation, biological process: transmembrane transport. Gene Ontology annotation, cellular component: membrane. Gene Ontology annotation, molecular function: transmembrane transporter activity. Bases 1 to 1620 code for a protein of 539 amino acids. The transcript is spliced from 8 exons. Lineage: Eukaryota; Fungi; Ascomycota; Eurotiomycetes; Chaetothyriales; Herpotrichiellaceae.